Molecule: messenger RNA, 2411 nt
Organism: Ectocarpus sp. CCAP 1310/34
Lineage: Eukaryota; Phaeophyceae; Ectocarpales; Ectocarpaceae
Source: the annotation of a GenBank genome assembly
CCGCGUCAGUUGGACCAGUACCAGUACAGACAGUAGAAGGCUACUCCUACGUCCACUCUGGGACUUCUUGGUCAUUACCGACCCCUUACACAAGGCUACUCCUACGUCCACUUGUGCAUCACCCGCCCCUUGCAAUGAGCGCCAUGCAUGUGAUGACCGGCAUGGGAGGGGGGGGCGGAGGUCAAGCACCCCAGCAGUUUCGGAUAAGGACCAGACCACCGACGGGUCCUGGCAUGAUGGAGUUUGAGGAUGACCGGCAACCGAAAAUGUCCUCGCUCCACUCGGCCAUCCUCCCUCCUUGCUAUCCGGGAGAGUUGGAGGAAGUGCGUUUGGCGAGAACGGAAGGCCUGCGGGAGUGCCUGAACAUCGUCAAGGAGUGCGUCGAAGAGGCUGUAAAAGAGGCCGGCACGGACUGCAUUCGAAGUGUCUCCGGUUAUAUCGCAGGGUGGCGUUUUCGCGACGGGGAGGGGGGCGGUGCGAAGCAUGUCGGGGAGAGCGACCUAGUUCCUCUGGCUGUUGUUGACGCAGGUCUCCAGCUGGGGGAUCGGAGGUCCGCCGUCCAGCACAUCAAGGAGGGUCUGGAGAGGGGCGACGGGGAAUUGGGCGGGAGACGGCGGCCUCAGGUGGUGGCGGUGCUGAGGGCUCAGGAUUGCAGCACCGUCGAAGCAGCCUUCAAGCAAAUACUGCGACAGUGCCACGCCAGGGGGGGGACGCGUUCGCGCCGUCCCCUGUUCAUGGACGCCCUCGAAGAGUGGUACAGCUCCUGCGCGAUCCCAUCUUCGACUUCAACUUCAACUUCGAAGUGUUCGGGGGAGGAAGAGGGGGGAGAAGAUGGCGCUGCUGCGGACGACGCAAGCGCCCCCGGUCGCAGGGCAGCGGCAGCGGCGGCAGCGCGGCGAAGGCAAGGUCCCGUGGUGGUCCUUCUGGAAGAUGUGGAAGGUUUCGACAAGCAGGUUCUCCGGGAUCUCCUGAACGUCCUGGCGCAGCCUCCCUGCAAGAGUCGACGUGUCCAGGGGAGGACCGGGGGCACCGUGAAUCGGUUAGGGGGCACCGUGACAAGGUUCGGCAGGACGUUGCCGAUGGCACUGGUGGCAAUCGCUUCGGCUCGCGUGGGUUUCCCGAUGGACAGGCUUUCUCCGUCAGCGGUGAGGCAGCUAUCUCCGGAGAACUUCCACUUCCCGUCGUCCGUGGAGUGCGUCGACUUGCUCUACGAGAAGCUAUUCGUCCAGCGCCGGCUGCCGGUGUGGAUGGGAGGCCGCUUGCUCUCUUGGAUGAAAGCUACGUUCGACGACACUCACCUGUCUCUGGGGAUGUUCUCCCGCCAGGUGAUCGUGGCCGCCUUCCUGCACUUCAACCGCCCGGCGAGCUACCUCUGUCUUCAGCACUGCCGCCCUUGGCUCUGGAGGUCCUCCGUGUCCAACUGCCCCGUCGAAGCGAUGACCCACAUGAAAUACAAGCUGGCACGGGACUCGAAGAGCAUGCCGCCCAAAACGCUCCAGGCGAGCCUCCCCGGGGUCCCGGCAAGGCUCGACCCCCAACAGGCGGCGGGAUUGAUCGAGAAAGGGCUGCGGAGGGAGGCCAGCAGGGCUCUGCGGCUGUGGUUCUUCCACAAGGUUUGGAACGUGCUCCUCAAGUCCUUGGAAGGGCGGGAAAACCCCGUGGAACUGCUGAGGAUGACGGACGCGGUUCUGGGACGGCCUGGCCGGCAAGGAGGGCCAAGGGAAGGGGCGGGCGCCGGUCUUGACGUCGGAAGGAUGCGGCAACGCGCGGUGAAGCUCGGCAGCUCGGUGCGCAUUCUCGGGCUUCUUUCCGCUUCGAAGAAGUCCAGGCGGUACUACGCGGAGCUAAAAGAGGUUUCGGAGGCGUUGGCGUACCUAUUGCCCGGCGAGGUCAAGGGCCUGCUGCACGAGCUUCUUUGCGCGCUACCUUCGGCCGAUCAGAGCUCGGCGUCGUCGGCGGCGACCGAUCCCAGGGCCACCGCUGCUGCUGAUGCUGAUGGUGAAAGCGGCGCGAUUAGUAACACUACGGGUUCCGACUAUGCUUUGACGGACGGUCGUUCCCCGGAACGUUCUGGGAGCACUUCUCCGGAACGAUUCGCGGAACGGUCUGGGAACACUUGUCCGGAAAUUUCUCGGAAAACGACUUCUCCGGGCCCUGCUUCGGAACGGUCUCCGACACGUCGGGAAAUUUCUGGGAAAAAAGCUUCUCAAGAACGUUCUCCGACACUAUCUCAGGAACUUUCUGCGGGAAAUUCUCGGGAUUUCUGCUCCUCUCCGACGGCACCGCUUGUGGUCCACGGUCUGGAUCGAAUGGAAGCCGACUACCUGAGGCGAGGUGCCGAGAGGGUGCUGGGGCAGUGGGGCAGGGCUGAAAAGGAGGGCUGGGCGGAGGGGGGCUCUAUGCGGGUCUAG